GUGACGCUGGGAUAGCUUUUGCGGAUUAGCAGCGCAGACAGUACCCUCUGUGUUUCUUUUGCGGUUUAUUUUUGUAAAUUACAAGAACAGCAAAACCGCACAAUAAUGUCGUCGGUCCUUGAUGCUCUUUGGGAGGACAGAGAUGUUAGAUUUGACAUAACAGCGCAACAAAUGAAGACUCGCCCGGGGGAGGUGAUGAUAGAUUGCUUAGACUCAAUAGAAGACACCAAAGGGAACAAUGGGGAUCGAGGACGAUUGUUAGUGACAAACCUGAGAAUUAUCUGGCAUUCUCUGGCACUACCACGAGUCAAUUUGUCUGUGGGUUAUAACUCCAUCAUAAACAUUACCACACGGACAGCAAAUUCUAAAUUAAGAGGUCAAACUGAAGCACUUUACAUUUUGACAAAGUCAAACAACACAAGAUUUGAGUUCAUAUUUACAAAUGUGGUACCAGGAAGUCCACGUCUCUUCACUUCUGUCAUUGCAGUGCAUAGAGCAUAUGAGACAUCUAAAAUGUACAGAGACUUGAAAUUGCGAGCUGCUCUUAUUCAAAACAAGCAGUUACGACUCCUGCCUCGUGAGCAAGUGUAUGACAAAAUCAAUGGUGUAUGGAAUCUGUCCUGUGACCAGGGAAAUCUUGGGACGUUUUUCAUCACCAAUGUUCGUAUUGUCUGGCAUGCAAACAUGAAUGAAAGUUUUAACGUCAGCAUCCCUUAUCUUCAGAUUUGGUCAAUCAGAAUAAGAGAUUCAAAAUUUGGUUUGGCCCUGGUAAUUGAGAGUUCGAGACAGAGUGGAGGCUAUGUGCUGGGUUUUAAAAUAGAUCCAGUUGAGAAGCUUCAAGAUGCCUUAAAAGAAAUAAAUUCACUUCAUAAGGUUUUUUCUGCAAACCCCAUCUUUGGGGUUGACUAUGAAAUGGAAGAAAAGCCACAGCCGUUGGAAAGGCUGACAGUGGAACAGCCUCCUGAUGAUGUGGAGAUUGAGCCUGAUGACCAGACUGAUGCUUUCGCUGCGUACUUUGCAGACAGCAACAAGCAACAAGACCGGGAGCCUGUGUUUUCAGAGGAUCUGGGCCUUGCCAUUGAAAAGCUGAGAGAUGGCUUUACACUGCAGGGACUGUGGGAAGUCAUGGGCUAAAAUUAUAUAUCUGCAGUAAGUGUGCUGAGACGAUGUAAGCAAUUAUUUAUAGAAGAAAGAAUAAAGUAUUUUCUAGAUCAGAAAUGUAUUUUCAGCCACCUGUAGUCUAUUGUACAUUUUAUGCCAAAACAGUGUAUAUAGUUUUUAGUAAAAUAUGUACUUUCAACUUUCUUAUACUCCAAUACAUAGCCAUUUGAAAAUGUGUGUACUUAUUGAGAGUACAUUUAACUUACAUUUUUAAGUAAAAUGUAAAAAAGGUGUGCACUAUUAAUAAACGUUACCAUUUGGAAUUGAACCACAACAAUGUGUUGAAUACAACUACUCUGUACUAAUACUAUAUCAACUUAUUGUUCAAUAAAUUGUACAUAAAUGAGAUAG
Periophthalmus magnuspinnatus is the source of this 1512-nucleotide messenger RNA. It is a transcript of the gene bbs5, whose product is annotated as Bardet-Biedl syndrome 5. Gene Ontology annotation, cellular component: ciliary basal body; BBSome. The transcript is spliced from 12 exons. Gene Ontology annotation, biological process: intracellular transport; cilium assembly. Gene Ontology annotation, molecular function: phosphatidylinositol-3-phosphate binding. The coding region runs from base 106 to 1134 and encodes 342 amino acids. Lineage: Eukaryota; Metazoa; Chordata; Actinopteri; Gobiiformes; Gobiidae. The record is from RefSeq and is a predicted model, not a curated record.